AAUUCAAUCCUAAAUCGAUUUAAAUCAACUGAUCAUCAUCAUCAUCAACAAAUUGAAAUUGAUUCGAUUCGAUUAAAGUUGAUUUUAUUUCUGUCGUCAUUCUGCCUUUGUUGUUGUUUCGUUUCAUCAUCGCUUUCUCUCUCUCUUUUCAUCGCAAAAUCGAUUGCUUUUCGUUUCGGAAAGGAAAAAUUAAUUAAUUAAUUUUUGUUUCUGUCGUCGCUAUCUCAAACCCAGGAAUCGCCAAAGUGUUAAAAUUCUUUGAAAAAAGGGAGAAAAAACAUGGAAAAAUCAUCCGAAUCAUCAACAUCAUCAACUUCAGAUCCAUUAUCAUCAACGACAACAACAGCGAAUCUUGUGAUUCCAAUCGAUACGCAACAACAACAACAACAUUAUAAUCAUAAUCAUGAUCAAAUAAAAGAGGAAAAAUUAAAAAAACGACCACCAUUAUAUGAACGGGAAAUAUCUGAAUUAAGUUUACAAUUUCGACAAUUUUUAUUUGAUAAUUAUUUUUUUAGAAAUUUAUUUUAUGCUAUAAUAUUUGUUUUAUAUAAUUUAUAUUUGGGUUAUGCAAUACAUAAAUCAUGGUUUAAGACUGAAAGUUAUUGUGAUGGUGUAAAAUUAUUAACAAUAAUAACAACGAUAGUUUAUUUAAAAUUAUUUACAAAACUAUUUAUCCAACCAUAUUUAUGGCCAAUAAUUUAUAAAUUAUUCAAUCGUUUAAAUGAAAAAUUUAUUUCCGAUUCAUUUCGUCAAACAAUUCGUUAUUUAUGUUGGUUAUCAACAUUAUCAACAAUCGCCAUUAUAAUUGGUUAUCGUUGUUAUAAACAACCGGAAAGAAUUUAUUCUGUUGCCGGUUAUUUUGGUUUUAUUUUAAUCGGUUUUAUUGGUUCGAAACAUCGUAAACAUAUCAAUUGGAAUCAAAUAUUAUGGGGUUUUACCGUACAAAUAUUAUUCGGAAUAUUCGUGUUACAAACAAGAAUUGGACGAUUAUUAUUUCAAUGUAUUGGUGAUAAGAUAAAUACAUUUUUAUCAUAUACAAAAUCUGGUACCGAAAUGGUAUUCGGUUAUCUUGUUAACGGUCAAUUACAAGGUACAAUGGCUGGAAAUUAUACAUUAAUAAUUGGUGGUGGUGGUGGUGGUCAGGAAAUGAAUGAUUUACAAGUACGAUUACCAUCAUUACCAUUGAUGAUACAAAGUUCAAUAUUUGCUUUGUCCGGUAUGCCUGUCAUAAUAUUUUUCAGUUUUUUCGUAUCAAUACUUUAUUAUUAUGGUAUAAUGCAAAUUAUUGUUAAUAAAUUUGGUAAAAUAUUACAAAUAACAAUCGGUACAACUGCUUGUGAAUCAAUAUCAGCAUCGGGUAAUAUUUUUCUUGGAAUGUGUGAAAGUCCAUUAUUAAUCAAACCAUUUUUACCAUCAAUGACAAAAUCUGAAUUACAUGCAGUUAUGUCUGGUGGUUUUGCUACAAUUGCCGGAUCGGUUAUGGCUGCUUAUAUUAGUUUUGGUAUAUCAGCAACACAUUUAUUAUCGGCUAGUGUUAUGGCAGCACCGGCUGCAUUAGCAUUAUCAAAAUUAUUCUAUCCAGAAACGGAACAAUCCAAAACAACCGUUAAUGAUAUUCAUUUGGAAAAAGGCCCAGAAAGAAGCGCCAUUGAAGCCGGAUCAAAUGGAGCCAUUUCAGCUGUCAGUCUUGUAGCAAGCAUUUUGGCCAAUCUAAUUGCAUUUGUUUCAUUUUUAACAUUUUUGGAUGCUGUUAUUGAAUAUUUUGGCAAAAUGAUUGAUAUUGAAUUAAGUUUUAAGAUGAUUUUAUCCAAAUUAUUCAUACCAAUUGCAAUGAUGUUAGGUGUUGAAUGGUCGGAUGCUGAAUCAAUUGCCGGCCUAAUCGGUAUGAAAAUGUUUAUCAAUGAAUUUGUUGCAUAUCAACAAUUAUCUGAAUAUAUUGCCAUCGGUUCUAUAACGAAUCGUUCACAAACAAUAGCUACAUUCGCUCUGUGUGGUUUUGCAAAUUUAAGCUCAAUCGGUAUACAAGUUGGUUCAUUAAGUACAUUAGCACCAUCAAGAUCAUCUGAUUUAGCUGAAUUAGCAUUUCGUGCAAUGUUAACUGGAUCGAUUGCCUGUUUUACAACUGCUUGUGUUGCCGGUAUGUUAAUCUAAUCAUCAACAUUGAAUCAUCGUCAUCGUCAUCAUCACGAAUCUACCAUCGUCAUUCCCAUUAUCAAAUUAUUAUUUAGAAAUAUUAAUCGACAACAUAACAAUGUGU
Dermatophagoides pteronyssinus (European house dust mite) is the source of this 2257-nucleotide messenger RNA. Its product is annotated as putative transporter YutK. Gene Ontology annotation, cellular component: plasma membrane. Gene Ontology annotation, molecular function: nucleoside:sodium symporter activity. NCBI's taxonomy places the organism in Eukaryota, Metazoa, Arthropoda, Arachnida, Sarcoptiformes, Pyroglyphidae. Gene Ontology annotation, biological process: nucleoside transmembrane transport. The record is from RefSeq and is a predicted model, not a curated record.